AGCUGUCACGAUCGCCAGCUAGAAUUGGACCUGUAGCUUGUUCCAUUGGCCCAACGGCUCCCGUUCGACGACCCAUCUCAGCUUCCUCGUCUCUUGCCCGAGCCAUGGCAUCCUCGGUCGCAUGACCGCCCCCCUAUUUCGAGAUGCCGUCCACGAAACCCCACGCCGGAAGCGCAUCCUCGCCCUUCAAUCAGAAGUUGAAAAGUUUCUUCCGAAUCCAAGGCGGCGCGGCCCGGGACACAGCCAGGGAUAAAACCUCGCCGCAUGGCGGCGUCAACAGUUGUAAUUCCAGCCUCAACACCCAGAACGGCAACACCAGCGGCAGCAAGCCCGACUUCAAAUCCAUCCGCAAUACCAGUUUCUUCAAGACCACCGUCGGCCGUCUGAGGUCCACGACUACCCUCAGCGAGGGCAAUCCCCUCGAUGAGACCCUCAGCCCUACCGCCCACGCCAAUCCCUACUUCGCCCAUCAGGGACAGCCUGGCCUACGCCAUCACAAUGACGGCUCCGUGCCUCCUAGCCCGCCCGACACCCCCAGUCUCAUCAUCGCCAAACCCGGCUCAGCCAGCAAUUGUGCCGAUCCGAGUCAGCAACCCACAAAUGCCACCCGCGAGGAGUUAGCCAGGAAGCUUAGGAGAGUCGCCAGCGCUCCCAACGCCCAAGGCCUCUUUUCCAAGGGCAAAGGCGCCGCCGAACGCCCUGCCACUGCUGAGCUCGGCAAGGAUCCCCUCGUCGUGGACAAGAAUUCCGGUACCCUCGAGCUUGUCGGUUCAUCCGGUGCUGCCGCCUCCUCCACGACUGCCGGCCGUACGGCCACCUCGUCGUCCACCGCCUCGGCUCUUCAAACUCAUCCCGACCAUGACAUCCUCACCACACUGCCUCCACCCGUCCCCAAUCCCCUCGCUUUCCGGAGGACCUACAGCUCGAAUUCGAUCAAAGUUCGCAACGUCGAGGUUGGACCCGAGAGCUUCGAUAAAAUAAAGCUCAUCGGUAAAGGCGAUGUCGGCAAGGUCUACCUCGUACGGGAGAAGAAGAGCGCCCGCCUCUAUGCUAUGAAGGUUCUUAGCAAGAAAGAGAUGAUCAAACGAAACAAGAUCAAGAGAGCCCUCGCCGAACAGGAAAUCCUAGCCACGAGCAACCACCCUUUCAUCGUCACACUGUAUCAUUCCUUCCAGUCGGAAGACUACCUCUACCUGUGCAUGGAGUACUGCAGCGGUGGCGAGUUCUUCCGCGCUCUCCAAACCCGGCCUGGGAAGUGCAUCCCCGAAGACGAUGCCCGGUUUUACGCCGCUGAGGUCACCGCGGCCCUUGAGUACUUGCACCUCAUGGGCUUCAUCUACCGGGACCUCAAACCCGAAAAUAUUCUCCUCCAUCAGUCCGGUCAUAUCAUGCUUUCGGACUUCGAUCUCUCCAAGCAGUCAGAUCCGGGCGGAAAGCCAACCAUGAUCGUCGGCAAGAACGGAACAAGCCAGUCUUCGUUUCACAUCGAUACUCGAUCGUGUAUUGCGAACUUUCGAACCAACUCGUUUGUCGGUACAGAGGAGUAUAUUGCGCCCGAAGUCAUCAAGGGUAGUGGGCAUACCAGUGCGGUGGAUUGGUGGACGCUUGGCAUCCUGAUCUACGAAAUGCUAUACGGCACCACCCCAUUCAAGGGCAAGAACCGUAAUGGGACAUUUGCGAACAUUCUCAGGGAAGAUAUCCCGUUCCCGGAUUCGGCUGGCAGCCCUCAGGUCUCCAACCUAUGCAAGUCCUUGAUCAGGAAGCUUCUCAUCAAGGACGAACACCGAAGACUCGGUGCCAAAGCCGGCGCCUCGGAUAUUAAGGCACAUCCUUUCUUCCGAACCACGCAGUGGGCGCUGAUCCGGCACAUGAAACCACCCAUCAUCCCCAGCCAGGGCCGCGGUAUUGACACGGUUAACUUCCGUAACGUCAAAGAGAGCGAGAGUGUGGAUUUCACCGGAACUCGUCUGAUGAAUAUCAAGGGUGUUCCCUUGGACAGUGGACUGACCACUCCCGGCGGCGAAGUGGUAGACCCCUUUGAGGAAUUCAACAGCGUUACCCUUCAUCACGAUGGGGACGAUGUCCAUGGUCACGCUCACAGCUAUCACCACUAGUCAUAGUAUAACGCCCAAAAGCAAAUCUCCAGACUCGAUGCCCAAAGAAGGUUUUACAGUCAAAACCUCCCUGCAUGGUUCAGCACCGUUACGAAGAAAGUAAAAAUCAUCGUCCACCCAAGGCACUCUCUGCCCAGGGUAGGGGUCUGAUGUCUCCGAUUAUCUUUGGCUGUUCCUGAAGGCGAAAACGAAAAGGGAUU
This is a messenger RNA of Sodiomyces alkalinus F11, 2314 nucleotides long. RefSeq names its product serine/threonine protein kinase, AGC family. Bases 144 to 2114 code for a protein of 656 amino acids. The transcript is spliced from 4 exons. The record is from RefSeq and is a predicted model, not a curated record. Gene Ontology annotation, biological process: protein phosphorylation. Gene Ontology annotation, molecular function: protein serine/threonine kinase activity; ATP binding. NCBI's taxonomy places the organism in Eukaryota, Fungi, Ascomycota, Sordariomycetes, Glomerellales, Plectosphaerellaceae. Gene Ontology annotation, cellular component: plasma membrane; nucleus; cytoplasm.